This is a messenger RNA of Paramormyrops kingsleyae, 1264 nucleotides long. RefSeq names its product transcription factor HES-5-like. Gene Ontology annotation, molecular function: protein dimerization activity. Lineage: Eukaryota; Metazoa; Chordata; Actinopteri; Osteoglossiformes; Mormyridae. The record is from RefSeq and is a predicted model, not a curated record.
ACACAGCAGCCUGUGCAUCUCCCUCCUCAGUCUUCCACCCUCCACCUGUUCCCCUGAGACGUGACCAUUGUCCUCCAGCAAUAAGAUCCUCAAUGAGCAUGUGGCAGCUCCACGUUCCUCAUUGUCCCCUGCAGCUCAUCCAUUGGCUGCUGACUGUGAGAAACUCCAACAAGCCCAGGACUCACACAUUCAUAUGUAGAUCAGGGCCUAUAAAUAGGAGGCAUGAAGCAGCACUGAUCACACUCACGCUACACAGAGAGCUGCCCAUCUCAGAGAUACAGCCAUGGCACCGACAGUCACAGCAGCUGUGAUCUAUUCUCAGGAGCAUCUCACUCUGGACAACAAGCUGAGGAAGCCGAUGGUGGAGAAGAUGCGCAGAGAUCGCAUCAACAGCAGCAUCGAGCAGCUCAAGUCUCUCCUGAGCCAAGAGUUUCUCAGCCAGCAUCCCGACUCCAAGCUGGAGAAAGCCGACAUCCUGGAAAUGACAGUUAAUUUCCUGAGACGACAACGCCAUCACCAGCCAGAGAUCACCUCGUCCUGUUCAGCAGAUGAAAAUGAGGGCUUCUUCAGGUGUGUCCAAGAGAUUGUGCGUUUCCUGUCAAGGGCAGAUGUGACGACACAGUCCCAGACGAAACUCCUAAGACACUUUCAAAACAUGCAGCCAUUCUCUGAUAAAAGCAGGAAUGACUAUGUAUUGACUCAUCUGAGUUCACAAACUCAAUACACAACUAUCAAAAAGAAGACACCAGUCAACAGCGCCCUCUGGAGACCUUGGUGAACACAUGAACACUUGGAACUGAAACAAAACUGAACAUGUUGAUCUAUGAUGAACAGUUGUUCUGAAAAUGUAGGAAGUUGUUUCUUCCUCUUCUGCAUAUGCAGGAGAUUCUUUGUACUACUUUAUUUGAAUCAAAUAUUUAGUGUGCCAUUUUGGCAAUAUUGAAUUUAAAUACUGGCAAAGUUGUUAAUCUAGCCACUUUAAUGUAAAUGGUGUUUUAUCCCAUAAGAUGACUCAUCUAUAUGUUUCUGUUGUUCUGCAUCAUUCCACCAAUAAGAAUGGUCUUAUAAUUUUUCUUUGUGUUUUUUCAAGUAAUAUUGUAAUCUUUUUUAAAACGACCACCUCAGUCAUCAACCAGUUAUGUUUAUAUGAUUGCAAGAAUAUUUGUCUGUGUGUUUAUGCGAUUGCAUAUCUAUUCUGGCUAUGUUCAUAUGAGAAAGAUUUUAAUUAUUUCAAUUUGUUAAUUGUUUUCUUGAAUCUCAUGUG